AUGUACACGUGGGACACAUCUUUUUCUAAACUUGUUAAAGCUGCUAGAGGAUCUGAAAUGAAGGCACUCAUUAAAGCUAAUUUAUUAACAAUUAAUAACGACACUAUCAGGUUGUAUGUUACGAAAAUUGCAAUUUUUUUAUGUGUAAUGAGCGCCAUUUUGACUAAGGUGUCUUUAACGCCUGAAUACAUUUUCCCUCUGAUGAGUAUAUACGAAAACCUAAACCUUAUAGGCGUGCUACGCUUUCAGGUGGCUGUGACUUACUAUACAGAAACUAAAACUUCCGUCGCCCGCAUUCAAGAAUUUCUUCUUUCGGGACAGAAACAAACUCGUUUAAGACAGCUAUCAAAAAGUACUGACACUUGCAAUCCAAAGUCAUACAAAAGUUCUGAACCAAGUGUUAAUGGAAUUCAUCUUAACAACGUCAACGUGACUUUCGAUACCUUCACCGUGUUGGAAAAUGUUACCUUCUCAGCCCUUCCUGGAGAUCUAGUUGGAUUAUCAGGAAAAUCUGGAAGCGGGAAAUCAACACUCCUGCAAGUCAUCCUCCAAGAAAUUAAAGCAAAAGGCUCGAUUGCCGUCGGCGGAAAAAUUUCGUACGCGUCCCAAGAAGCUUGGAUUUUUUCCGCAAGCAUUAAACAAAACAUUCUUUUCGGGGAAGAAGAAGACGAGAAGAAAUAUCUCAGAGUGGUUCGAGCGUGUGCUUUGGAACGCGAUUUUUCUGUUUUCGCUAACGGUGACCAAACUCUCGUCGGUGAACGAGGGGUGAUGUUGAGCGGAGGCCAAAAAUCGAGGAUAAAUUUAGCCAGAGCUGUGUAUCGAGAUGCUGAUAUUUAUUUAUUAGACGAUCCUCUAGCUGCUGUUGAUGCUAGUGUGGCGCAACACAUCUUCAAUGAGUGCAUUUUGGGGUACUUGAAAGACAAGUGCGUAGUUCUGGUGACCCAUCACUUGAAGUACUUGACGAACGUUAAAAAACGAUAUAUUAUAGAUAAAGGAAAAGUGAUCCAGGAAGCUUUGAGUGAAAGUGUUUUUAUGGAGCCUGAUGAAGGAGCACUCGAAGAAGACGUUGUCAAAUCUCACAAUUUGCCUCCCGAAAUUCCUGAAAGUGUUACAACCAAAUACAGCACACAACAAAUUUACAGGAAGUAUUGUUUUUCUGGAAACAACUGGAUUCGACCAAGUUUGAUAAUCAUGCUACUUUUAUUAACUCACUCCUUGAACAGCUUCAUUUCUGUGUUUGUUGUUUUUCCCGCAAAUUCAAACAAAACAGAGACGCUCUAUUUUUUCAACUUGACAUUAGAAAGUUUCUUAUAUGUUUAUGCGUCUCUGAUUGUUCUUCUCUUCUUGCUUAAUCACACCUUAUCUGUGAUAUUUAUGACACAUUUCAUGUCUGUAUCAAAAAAUUUACACAAUUCCUUGUUGGACAAAAUUUUGGCCGUUCCGAUGAAAUUCUUCAACGAGCAUCCUUCUGGUAGGAUUCUUAACCGGUUCUCGCAAGAUGUGGGUUGCGUUGAUGUAAUUGUACCGAUCUGUUUACACGAAAUGGUGAGAACAGCCUUGGAUGGACUUGGAACAGUGAUAAUUAUAAUAAUUGUAAAUUAUUGGUUAAUAUUACCAACGUUAGCAGCCAUUCCUUUGAUUUAUUUCUCCACUUGGCUCUUUCAACCACUCAACAGAAAUCUAAGAAAGCUGGAAGGAAUCUCCAAAAGUCCUAUUCUGACUUACGUCGUUACUUCGCUGCGCGGACUUCCAACAAUACGGGCACUUAACAAACAAAAAGUUUUAAUUGAAGAAUUCGAUUACCACCAAGACACUCAUUCCUCUGUUUUCUACUUAUUUAAGUCUUUAUUUUUUACUUACACGUUUUGGAUCGAUUUAAUAUGCUGCAUAUAUUCCACAAUUGUCACUUUCAGUUUUUUAGCUUUCAACACAGAGACAUCGGUAGCAAAUAUAGGUUUAGCAGUCAGUCAAGCAAAUUCCUUGGUAGGUUUAAUCCAGUACGUUAUGAAAACGUGGAGCGAAUUGAGUGCCAACAUGACUUCUGUAGAACGAAUACUAGAAUACACAGAAUUACCGCAAGAACCAAACGAUGGUACUUUCGUGCCACCACCAUCGUGGCCCCAACUCGGACAAAUCGAGUUUAAAUCAGUAUCGAUGCGGUACGCUCCACACAAACCUUUAGUACUAAAAAAUAUUGAGAUUAAAAUUCAGCCAAGGGAAAAAGUGGGAAUCGUUGGCAGAACUGGAGCCGGAAAAAGCUCUCUGGUGUCCACUCUGUUUCGUCUAACGCAUUUCGAAGGUCAGAUUCUCAUAGACAACGUAGACACCAAAAUCGUACCGCUGAAUGUUUUGCGAUCAAAAAUCACCAUCAUUCCACAAGAUCCGAUACUAUUCGUAGGUCCUUUAAGAAAAAAUUUAGAUCCGUUUGAUGAAUUCAGUGAUUCUCAAGUUUGGAGUGCCUUGGAGGCUUUCAACUUGAAAGCGUUUGUAUCAAACUUGCCACUGGGUCUUGAGACUCUGGUGGACGAAGGUGGUACCAAUUUUAGCGUAGGACAGAAACAGUUGUUGUGUUUGUCGCGAGCGAUGUUGAAGAAGACUAAGAUUUUUGUCUUGGAUGAAGCCACAGCUAACGUUGAUUUGCAAACGGAUGAAGCAAUUCAGGCCACCAUUCGAGAAAAAUUUAAGGAUUGCACAAUUUUGGUGAUAGCACAUCGACUAGAUACUGUUAUGGAUUUUGAUAAAGUUUUAGUUAUGGAUGAUGGGAGGGUUGUGGAAUUUGGGAGACCUGAGGAAUUAUUGAUAUACCAAUGUGGAAGUUUUUCUCAGGCUUUACAGCGAAAUAUAGAAAAUUGA
Molecule: messenger RNA, 2853 nt
Organism: Zophobas morio
Lineage: Eukaryota; Metazoa; Arthropoda; Insecta; Coleoptera; Tenebrionidae
Product: probable multidrug resistance-associated protein lethal(2)03659
Exons: 4
Coding region: 1-2853 (950 amino acids)
Biological process (GO): transmembrane transport
Cellular component (GO): membrane
Molecular function (GO): ATP hydrolysis activity; ATP binding; ABC-type transporter activity
Source: RefSeq, a predicted model, not a curated record